UUGGCUAAUCCUGCUUAUCACCACCCAAUUCUUGUCUUGCACCUGUCUUAAUCUGCACUAGUGUGAUACAUACACAUACAUCAACAAGCUAAGAUUAAGAUGGUACUGUUGAACACAGAAGAAGUUUGUUGCAACGAUCAUCAGGUGGAUGUUGUUGCAGCAGCUUGUGACAUGCUGGGAGAGAAGCAGCUUGUGAGGCAGGUGAUAUUGGAAGGGUUGGAGAUUGAGGAGCCUCCAGUGGACGAGACAGAGGUUGCUGAGAAGAAGGCAGGGAUAGCCAGGUUAAUGGCAGGCUAUGUUCAGCACCUCCAACAUAGGUCUGCCUUCCAUCUCGGUUAUCCACUGAACUUGGACUACGACUUCAGCCCUCUUGCACCUUUUCUGAACUUUUCCCUGAAUAAUGCCGGUGACCCGUUUUGUAAGGUGAACAGCAGUGUUCACUCGAGACAAUUUGAGGUAGCAGUAUUGCAUUGGUUUGCUGAUUUCUGGGAGGUGCAAAGAGAUGAGUACUGGGGGUACAUCACCAGCGGUGGAACGGAAGGCAACUUAUAUGGCCUACUGCUUGGGAGAGAGCUUUUUCCUGAUGGGAUCUUGUAUGCUUCAUAUGAUUCACAUUACUCUGUCUUUAAGGCGGCUAAAAUGUAUAGAGUUAAGUGCAUCAGGAUUGCAACCACAGUUUCUGGAGAGAUGAAUUAUGCAGACUUAAAAUCCAGGCUACUACAGAACACCAACAGCCCAGCAAUUAUAAAUGCCAAUAUUGGUACUACGUUCAAAGGUGCCGUAGAUGAUAUUGACCAGAUAAUAAGCACACUUGAAAAAUGUGGAUUUCAAAAUCGUUACUACAUCCAUUGUGAUGGCGCUCUCUCCGGCAUGAUGACACCCUUUAUGAAACAAGCCCCAAAGGUGUCAUUCAAAAAAACAAUUGGCUCCAUCAGUGUGUCUGGACACAAAUUCAUGGGUUGUCCUAUGCCUUGUGGUGUUGUCAUCACUAGGUUGGAACAUGCUAAAGUUCUAUCAACAGAUGUUGAGUACAUAGCUUCUAGGGACUCAACUAUCACUGGAAGCCGAAAUGGUCAUGCUCCAAUCUUCCUCUGGUACACAUUAAACAAAAAAGGGUACAAAGGAAUUUUGAAAGAAGUACAAAUGUGUUUGGGAAAUGCACGAUAUCUCGAGGUAUUACUGAAGCAAGUUGGUAUAAGUGCAUCUUGUGCUACAACAAGUAACAUUGUGGUGUUCGAAAGGCCAAAGGAUGAAAAAUUUGUGUGUAGGUGGCAACUUGCUUGUGAGGGAAAUUUAGCACAUAUUGUCGUGAUGCCAAAUGUCACUUUUGAAAAGAUCAUAGUUUUUGUUGAAGAGUUUGCUAAGAAGAGAAGAGAUUGGUAUCAAGACAAGGGAUUUAACAUUCCAUGCCUUGCGGUCGACAUUGGCAAGGAAAAUUGUUAUUGCAACCUGCAUGCGAAAAAGUUAAGAAUUCAUAAAAUGUGAGGUCAAAGUGUGGCAAGUAUAUGGGUUGUUGCAUAUUCAUUGUAACAUUAUUGUUUUUUUUCUAAAGUGUAACCUUAUGAUAAAUAUUACAAAUGUAGCUCGUUUUCCAUUUUCUCUAAGCAUUAAGAAAAAUAAUUUCUU
Oryza brachyantha (malo sina) is the source of this 1626-nucleotide messenger RNA. Its product is annotated as serine decarboxylase 2. Gene Ontology annotation, molecular function: carboxy-lyase activity; pyridoxal phosphate binding. The transcript is spliced from 5 exons. The coding region runs from base 100 to 1485 and encodes 461 amino acids. NCBI's taxonomy places the organism in Eukaryota, Viridiplantae, Streptophyta, Magnoliopsida, Poales, Poaceae. Gene Ontology annotation, biological process: carboxylic acid metabolic process. The record is from RefSeq and is a predicted model, not a curated record.